Messenger RNA from Trichobilharzia szidati, 1241 nucleotides. NCBI's taxonomy places the organism in Eukaryota, Metazoa, Platyhelminthes, Trematoda, Strigeidida, Schistosomatidae. The record is from the annotation of a GenBank genome assembly.
AUGAAUAUACCAGAUACUGAUGAAGAUAUUUUGGGUGUUAGUCCUGAAGAAUUGAAUAAUAUACUACAAAGUCGAGAUGAAAUUAUUCAGAGAAAAAUUGUUCCAGAACUUGUUCCAGAUGUAAGUGAAGAUUACAAAAGUGCAUUACCAACAUCAUUAUCAUCAUCAUUAACUUGUGUUGAAUCAACCUCCGUGUACGAUCGUCUACAUGCAGUAUUUUCAACAGAUCCUUAUUUGUACGAUCAAGAAUUAAAUCGAAUGGGUAGAAUAAGACGAAAACUUCCUACAUAUAUUGGUAUUUCAUUUGGAUUUAUCACGGGUGCUAUGCGUUUAGUUGUAUCUUAUGAUGAGUUUAUACGGACUAAUAGCCUUACAAUAUUUCGCUCACAACAUAUUGCCAGACGUUCUGCUGUUGAUUAUAGCGUUCUGAGAGCUAUCCUAUUUGGCGUAUCCACUGGUUGCAAAGUGACUUUAUUUACAGGUGGAUGUUACACACUACCAUUAAUCUUUUCUGCAAUUCAAGGAAAAACAAGCUACUGGGAAUACGCUGCCGGUUGGGGAAUUACAUCAUCCCUGUAUUGUUUUAACCGUGGAUUAAGACAAAUGUUUAUUGCAGGAGUGGUUGGUGCUGUGCCUGGUUUGAUUACCGGUGUAACUGCUCUUUUUGCAGCUCGUAAGUCAAAUUCAACGUUUGAAGAACUAUUAGCAAAACAAUUGGCUUAUACUAAAGGCAAUCAGGCUUGAUACUUACACUUUCAUCACCUGUUCAUAUUUUCAUAAACUGUGUAGUAGUAUUCAUAACUUGAUCUCUUCUUAAGUGUUUUGAAUGAAACAUCAUAGAAACAUUGUUUAGAACGUAGAAUAUACACAUACCAAUGGUUUUAUCAAAAUGCACUGUGUGUUAUCAUUGAUAUUUCCUUUUUUUUGUACAUAGGGAUCAAAUAAAUAAUUAUGAUGUAUUUCGAAGCUUUUAAUUUCUGUCUCCUGUCUUACAUAAGUUCUUCUUAGUUGUGAAAUCUUUAAGUUUGGUCUAAAUUCCUUUCAGUUUUUGCCUCAUCGUAUAUAUCUACCUUCACUUGAUUAGGAAGAGAUGAAUCCCAUUGUAACUGUCAGUGUUAUUAUUUGAUCAAGUCAGCAGUUCAUUGUUUAAUGUUUGUGAUGAAGCACUGUAGCAUAUUUCACUUACCAGUGUUAGUUUUAUUCAUUUCAUCAAUUAUGGUUUUUAUUAUUAUUUAGUACAC